Messenger RNA from Mucor velutinosus, 834 nucleotides. RefSeq lists its product as uncharacterized. Gene Ontology annotation, cellular component: actin cortical patch; F-actin capping protein complex. The record is from RefSeq and is a predicted model, not a curated record. Gene Ontology annotation, molecular function: actin filament binding. Gene Ontology annotation, biological process: actin cytoskeleton organization; barbed-end actin filament capping. The transcript has 5 exons. Lineage: Eukaryota; Fungi; Mucoromycota; Mucoromycetes; Mucorales; Mucoraceae. Bases 1 to 834 code for a protein of 277 amino acids.
AUGGAUUCAGUUUCUAUCGAGGAUAAAGUCAAAAUUGCAUCAGAUUUUCUGCUUUCCAGUCCACCUGGAGAAGUAAAUGAUGUCUUUAAUGAUGUGCGUACCUUGGUUGAUAACGACGAAGGACUCCAAGACGGUAUUUUGCAAGCACUCGAGCAAUACAACACAGAGCAGCAUAUUACAGUGACUCCUCCUGGAUUAGACCAUGAUGUGAUAAUAUCUAAAUACGGUAAAAUUGGACAAGACAGAUAUCUUGACCCUCGCUCCAAGCAAACCUUCAAAUUUGAUCAUAUGCGUUUGACCGCCUCAGAUGUAGAGGAAUACACAACUGAAAGCCAACUCGAGUCACUCAGAGCCGCUGUUGAAAAGGAGUGUUUGGCCUAUGUGAACGAUCAUUUUCCCAACGGUGUAUGUACCAUCCACUGCACAGACAACGAGAUCACUAUUGCAAUUGUUGACAACAAAUAUAACCCCAAUAACUUUUGGAAUGGAAGAUGGCUUGCUUCUUGGAUUUAUGAUACCCAGUCAAGCGAACUAAAAGGUACUACCAAGGUGAAUGUUCAUUACUAUGAAGACGGCAAUGUUCAGUUGAAUGCUGAGAAGAAUGUCAAUGUUGCAGUCUCCAAGGCAGAGGAUGUUGAACAGUUAGCGAAAUCCAUGAUCAAGGAGAUCUCCACUUUUGAUAGACAAUACCAUAGUUCCAUGAAUGAAAGCUACAACGAUCUUGCCGAGAACACUUUCAAGGGCUUGAGAAGAGCUUUGCCCAUGACCCGCAACAAGAUGGAUUGGAACAAGAUUUUGAAUUACAAGAUUGGCAGUGAGCUAUCUCAAAAAUAA